AUGAGUGUCAAUUGGGGGAUUAUUGGUGCUGGAAUUAUUUCCGGUAGAUUUGUUGAAGAUAUUGUUAAACUUCAUAAUUAUCCUCAGGGACCUAAUCAAUUGGUUCAUACAAUUAAAGGAGUUGGAUGUUCGAGUGCUGACAAAGCAAAAUCAUUCAUUGAAAAACAUCUUAAAGACGAAGCAUCUAAACAUAAUCCUGUGAUUGGGUCGUAUGAUGAAAUUUUCGAUAAUGUCGAUAUUGAUGCUGUUUAUAUAGGAGUUCUUCAUCCAUUUCAUAAGGAACUCUCUAUCAAAGCCUUGAAGAAAGGUAAACAUGUAUUAUGUGAAAAGCCUGUGACUAUGAAUGCUGGAGAAUUGGAAGAUAUCAUUGAAGUGGCCAAAAAAACCAACAAACUUUUCAUGGAAGCUAUGUGGGUAAGAUUUUUCCCAACUUUCGUUGCUUUGCAGAAAAUGGUUCAUGAAGACAAAGUGAUCGGGGAGGUUAAAAGGGUUUAUGGGAACUAUUCAUUCAAUGCUGACGUUGGUGCCGAUCAUCGUGUAGUUAAUAAGAAAUUAGGGGGUUCAGCAUUAUUAGAUAUUGGAAUUUAUUCAUUGACAUUCAAUAGAUUAUUUUUAAAUCCAAACACCAAACCUUCGGAUUGGACAGUUCACUCUGAUUUACUUAAAAGCAGUUUCACAGGUAAUAAGGAGGAUGAAGUUGAUUUCAUAUCCACUGUUUUGAUCAAUACGGGUAAACAACAUGGUAUUGCAACAUCCUCAAUGUUCAAUGCGAUUGACGAAGACGGUACAAUUGCAAUAAUUGAAGGAGAGUUGGGUAAAAUUACUGUCAAAGCCAUUGGAUUGACUCCAAGUCCAAGAGGUUACAAAUUAGAAUUGAAAACUGGUGAAACCUCCGAAAAAGAUUUUGAUUUCGGUAGUGGUUUGGAGGACAGUGAAGGAUUCUAUUUACAAGCAGUUGAAUUAGGUGAAAGGGUUCUAGCUGGAGAUAUUCAAUCCAAUGUUAUCCCUUGGGAAGAAAGUUUGAACAUGAUGAGACUUUUCGAUAAGAUCAGAGCUGAUAAUGGGGUUGUUUUCCCUCAAGAUAAGUAG
Molecule: messenger RNA, 1089 nt
Organism: Yamadazyma jaroonii
Lineage: Eukaryota; Fungi; Ascomycota; Pichiomycetes; Serinales; Debaryomycetaceae
Source: the annotation of a GenBank genome assembly